Molecule: messenger RNA, 5103 nt
Organism: Cladocopium goreaui
Lineage: Eukaryota; Dinophyceae; Suessiales; Symbiodiniaceae
Source: the annotation of a GenBank genome assembly
AUGUGGACGUGUUUGAAAUACCCAGAUGGCACACAGGUCCAUGUCCAAGUUCAGUCCCAGACCACUCUUGUUGAGCUGUUCCAAGCCGAGCUUGCCUUGACCCAGGACGCCCCUGAUGGGGAAUGGUUCGAUGAUGUCACUGGUGCCCCUUUGGACUUCAAUGCUCAGGUGGGAGGUAGAUGUGUCCGGGUUGUGGUCAAGUCAGCCACGGCCGAAAGGUCUGCCAGUUCAUACUCCUUGACCCAUGCACAGUUGGCACAAAUCCCUCUGGAUUUUGGGGAUGACCCAUCCGAAAAUGAAGUUGAACCUGAACCAAUGCCAAGUGAUGUUGAUGCCACAAUGUGUCCCGAGCCAUCGACUGCUGCGGUUCCCAUUCAUGAAGUUGCCCAGCCGUCUUGCCACAGCGAUGUCAGUGCUAAUCCAGGCCAUGUCAUGGACACGUUGUUUGGACUUCGUCGGUUGUUUGGGAUCCAACUUGCCGCUAUCUUGCCACCUCUUGUGUCCAACCAACAGGUGUGUGACAACUAUCGUCAGGUCACUGUCCAUGGUCCCUCCCGUCUUGAAGUCCUUGCCAAUGAAGGGUGUGCUAUGGGUGAUGACGAGUUGGUGCUCCAUCUUCGUGCUUGCCUGUUGUUGUCUGGCCGUACUGAUGUUCAGUUGCUUGACCCCUUGUUGGCAUCCAGUUGGCAGAAAGGAGGAUCGGUUGACGACGUGCGUGCUUGGGCUAGCCAGUUUUGUGACUUGAAAAGCAUUGUCACUGUCGUACAUGUCCAUGAUCAUUGGAUGCCUGUUGUCUGGACUCUUGGACUUUGCGAGGUACGGGUGUCUAUGUGGGAACAUGUUGAUGCAGACAUUGACUGUUUGAGCCCACUGCAUGGUCUUGUCAGCCAGGCAUUCAAUCGCCCCAUGUUCAGCCUGGCCUGCACACGCCGAUCGUUCAGUCGAGGGUUUUGCGGAGCUGCUGCCAUUGCUUUCUUGUCUCACCGCCUUUUGGGUAAAGAUCUGCCACAGACUGAAGAUGCCCUUGGUGAUAUGCACCGUGACCUCAAAGAAAGCUUUGCUGCAGCAUGUCAUGAUGUAGUUUCUUUGCCGAAACCAUGGUGUUGGGGAUUGGGUACCAUUGAUGUGCAGAGCCUCACGGUGGACUUGUUGAGCGCUCAUGGAGUUCCUCCUGCGCAGUGCCAAAUGCGUGCCAAGUUGGUUGUUCAAGCCCUUGGGAAGAACGAAGUCCAUGCUGCCAUUACUGGAACUGCUCCUUGGAGAUCCUUGAAAGCCCUUUCCAAUCAACAAUCGCCGCCCUUGCAGCUUGUGUUGCCUGAUGAGUUGAACCAACACAAUGCGAAAAAGCCAGCCUCCAAGCCCAAGAAACAUGCCAGGAACACACCAUUGCCCGCUCGCCCAGCUGAGCUUGACCCAGCCAAACUUGUCAUUGAACAUGGAGCAUUCUGUGUUGGUCAGGAUGAACCACUGCCGCAAUUGUCCUUUGCCUCAGUUGGCCCACUUGUGAGCGGGGUUGCCUUGACGACGUACUCUGAAGCCAGCCACUUUCUCCAAAAUGGAAAGCUGCUCACGGCUCAUGGACUUGCCUUGCUUGUGUUGAAUCCGCCACAAGACUUUCACACUCAGCUUGAUUGGAUGACCCUCAGGUUUGCAGCUCGAUGCAGUGUCAACCAUGAACCCAUGUUGGUGUCGGGGAUCCUUGUCCAACUUGGUCAGUCUCAGGUUUACCAAUACAAGGCGAAAGACAUCCCUGCCAUCAUGUCCGUCGAAGUUGCCUGUGCCAGAGUGUCCUUCCUUGCCUGCACACCUGUCGCAAUGCCGAAGGUUGCUCUUGCAAGAGCUGGCACCCGCCGAGUGACCAGCGCAUUGCUUGAUGUGUUCAGACGCCAGUUUUUUACUGAUGCCGGCCGGCCCACCAAAUGGGAGAAGGCCACCCACUUCUCUGUGCUCAUCAGGUAUGUGAAGCAGCUUGAGACUCAGGUGCUACGUGCCAGUGGCCUGCAUGGGGUUUUCAUUGAACCCAAAACAGAGGAUGCCCUUCGACCUCAUGAUGACUUUCAGGUUGUCUGGCUGCCACAGAUGGACUUUGCUGCAGUUGCCCAUCGAGCCCAGUGUGAAGUCGAUUGCCUUGGAGUUGCACGUUCAGGCCGGAGAUUUGGACUUCGUGUUCAUGUCAAAAACUUUCAGCGGGUCUUCACCAGUGCCAAACCUGAUGCAGUGUACCUUGCCCCUGGCAACAGACUGAGCUUCCAAUGCGGGCCCUGGCCCUUUGGCUCAGACAGGAAGAACAUUGCACAUGCCUUGAAGGCCACAGGUUGGGAAUGUCGCCCAGUCCAACCCCUUCACCAUGUUCCAGGUGGCUUGAUGUGGUCGGUCCAAGCAAUCGUCGAGCCACCGACAAAUGUCCUGUCGUUGCAACAUGGCCAGGUAGUUAUCACCGGGUCGGAUGCCAAACAUGCACCAGCUGAGCCAGACACGAAGGUUGUUGGCCAAGCCACAACUGUGGCACUUUGCCGCCCUGCAGAUGGAGCUGUUGACCCAUGGUUGGCCCAGGAUCCUUGGUCCAAAGCAGUUACUCAGACUGCUCCCCAACCUGCCCAACAACCUGCUCCCAAUGUUUUGCAUGAGUUGGAACAGCGUCUGGAAAAGACCUUGCUUGACAGGUUGCCGGUGUCUGAUCGCAUGGAAGUUGAUGGCCAAGACCAAAGACUUCAGGUCCUUGAGCAGCAGGUUCAGCAGCUUGCUUCACGCCAGACCAGUUUGGAGCACACUGUCCAGGACAACCAUCAGCAGAACACAGCACAGGUCCAAUCGCUCCAGCAGCAGAUGAAGGUGCAGCUUGACAUGCAGUCACAGCAGAUGCAGUCGAUGCUGACUGACCAGAUGACAAGGACGACCACCAGUGACGCAGGACAGUGGGCUGGUGUGGCCUUCACAUCCACUGCUUUGCAGGUUUCCCAGAAGCUGUCUGAUGCUGGGUGGGUUGAAGUACAGCUGUUGACUUUGCGUCCCCAUUGGAUCCUACCCAGCAAUAUGCCGACCUGUGGCGAUGCAAAGAAGCUCUUGCCAAGGCACACCUUGGUGCUGAAUGGAUGCCAAGCAUGCAAGGACAUGCUGCAUGGUGUUGGUCUUUGGAACUCCAUCUUGAAAGCCACUGGAUUUUGGCCUUCCUUUCAGUCUUGGUGGCCUGGUAGACAGUAUGUUUGUCCGCUUGAUCCUGCUCACAUUCCUGUGCAUUGUCCGUCGUCUGCUGUUGCUCAUCAGAUCUAUGAUGCUGUCCUUGCGGAAGUCCGGCUUCUGGAACAACGUCUUGUCCUGUCCAAGCAGAGCUAUCGUCAUGCCAGGCAUGAACGAGACAAGCACUUGAUUUUCCGCGAGGUUGCACGAACACCAGCAGCCCCUGUUGAAACCCUUGUGCACCGUGUUGACGCUGUGGUCACACAAGUUGACGUUGAUGAAUCCGCAGUUGAACUUGACAAGCCUGUGGAAUGCCUGCCCUCUGAGCCCUUAUGGAUUUCCGGGGUAGCUCAUGACAUCAUCCAUGCCGACCAUGACAAGGUGUGGAUUGAAGAUGUUAGUGGAAUUUCCCCUCAAGACAAAGUUGUCCAGAGCAAGCAUGUUGGUGACCUUCGGGCCAUCUUCCAGGCCUUCCAUGAGCAGUGGAAAAUUCGAUGGUGUCGGCACGAUCAGGUUCCUUUCACCCAUUGGGCUGAGUUGAUUGCGUUUGCACGGCGGGUCAUCAACCCUUCUCCGAUUCCCCACCUGUCCGUUGAUGCUGCCCUUCUCCAAGCUGAAGGCUUCAAGAAAAAGAAAAAAGCUGCCACUGGAUUGGAUGGUGUUAGUCGGCUGGACAUUGUGCAAGCUGACCACAACACGCUUCACAGCCUAGCCCAGCUCUACCUCAGAGCCGCAUCAGAUCUCUGGGCUCAUCUUCUUCAGCAGAUUGAGUCUGCCUAUGCCUCAUCUGAAGCUUUGUCUGGGGUGUGCGCUGACCUUGAGAAGUGUUUCAAUUGCAUCCCUCGCUUUCCGGCCUUGUGUCUGGCGGUUUUGGUUGGUACACCUGACUCUGUCACGACAGCUUGGGCAGGUGCUUUGGCUAGCAUGUGCAGGCACUUCAAGGUUAGGGACUCCUACUCAGAUGGAUUUCUCACCUCAACUGGGUUGGCUGAAGGGUGUGGACUUUCAGUCUUUGGGAUGCUCCUGGUUGAUCACCUUUUUGCUGUUUGGAUGAAAGUUCAGGCACCUUCCAUCUGCUGUCUGACCUACGUUGAUGAUUGGCAGGCCAUCACACGUGACCCCCAGUUUGCGGUGCGUCAGCUUGAACUUGUUGAAUCCUUUGCGUCCAUGAUUGAUCUCACGGUUGAUCGGAAAAAGACCUUUGGUUGGUCCACUUGCCCAGAAGUGAGAAGAGCCCUUCGUGACCAUGGAGUUAAGGUCUUACACCAUGCCAGGGAACUUGGUGGGCAUCUUGGGGUGUCACGACAGUACACCAACAGAACCCUCACUCAGCGCAUUGCCGAUCUUGAUGAUUUCUGGAGCAAACUUCGCUCCUGCCGAGCAGGAUUCACUGCCAAGACGUUCAUGUUGCGUGCUGUCGCUUGGCCGCGUGGCCUCCAUGCUGUUGCCAGUGCCCCGGUUGGUGACCAGAUUUGGGUUAACCUUCGCAGAUGUGCCGUGAAAGCCCUUGGCAUGCAGAAGCCUGGUGUCAACCCGUCUGUCCUCCUUGGUCUUGUCACCCCUGGGCUUGACCCUCAGCUUACUGCCGUUCUUUGGACUUUUCGGUCACUCCGUGUGCAUUGUCCAGUGGACUUUUGGCUCUCCUCUGUCUCGCCUGUGGCUCAUGGGGACUUGGACUUACCCCCUAACUCCCUGGCCUCUCGCUUGGCAAGGAUGACCAAGCCAUGUACCGUCUUGGACUUGCUGGUGGAUUGUUCACUGAUCGGUACAAAUCGAAAUGGACCCAACAAUCUGAAGCGUGCCGGUGGUGUGGUGCUGUUGACACUUUGUUUCAUCGGUAUUGGGAAUGCCCACAACACCAUGAUUUACGACUGUCUCUGGCACCCGAUCUCCCCGCCAUUGUGGAUUCCAUUCCUGCAGCUUUGA